Selaginella moellendorffii is the source of this 702-nucleotide messenger RNA. RefSeq lists its product as uncharacterized. The transcript is spliced from 2 exons. The record is from RefSeq and is a predicted model, not a curated record. NCBI's taxonomy places the organism in Eukaryota, Viridiplantae, Streptophyta, Lycopodiopsida, Selaginellales, Selaginellaceae. The coding region runs from base 139 to 702 and encodes 187 amino acids.
GAAGGAGGAGCGAUCUCCAGCGGUGGGCGCCUGGGCGAGAAUGCGGUGAGCACAGAUCUGGGAGGGGGAAGGCGCAUCCACGAGGAAAAUCGUCUCCAGCGGCCUCGAGGUUCCUUGCUAAUCUGGUCAUAGAAAGGUAUGGAAAGUGCGGGCGCUGGAAAUCUUCCAGAAGAUGAAAGAUCGAGGUUCUUUCUCGUGGAAGAUUGCGAUCGCGGCAUUUGCCCUUGUUACUCUUUUUCGAGCAUCCAGUUAUUUCUCUUGGCAGCUAUCAAUGCCGAUCCGGGGGAGAUCCACGCGCUAAUCAUCGCCGCGUUACGGUGCUCCGUUGGCGAGCAUGCCAUCGCCGAGAUCUUCUUCUGCCAAGAACUGGACAGACACUUGCAUCGGGUGGAACCAGGGCAUUGCCGUGUGAGCUCGAGACUGGCAUCCCAGCCUGAUCGGCGCCACAUCCCAAUCGCCGCCCCAAGCUCCAAUUACUACAACGACAAGCCAAAGAUGGUGACGGUGUUAUUGUCUCAGCUCCAGGAUUGCGAGGAGAUCAGACAGCAGGGGUAUGGCCUCCUCCAAAGGCCGUGGUUGAUUUACCCUCCAGCAGUAGUCUUUCAACCAGGCCUGGAGCGGGCCUUCUGCCAACUUAAGUCGAGGUUCCUGGUGUUUCUCACCAUGUGUUUCUCACCUGGAUCUCCGCCACAUCGCCAUUGA